AUGUCAAAAUUAUUUCAGACUUUGGUGUUCCUCUGCGCGGUGGCAGCGGCCACAGCGAUCGCCGUUCCUGUGUAUCCAACCAACAAGGUCACAUAUGCCCCAACUUCUUUCAAUUAUGCUGCGGCACCUGUUCGCAAGGUCACCUACACCCAGGCACCAGUUGCCUACGCUGCAGCACCCAUUGGCAAAGUAGCCUACGCAGAAGAAGAUACACCUGCCAAUUACGAAUUCAGCUACUCCGUUCACGACACCCAAAGCGGCGACAUCAAGCAGCAACGCGAACAACGUGCCGGCGAUUCCCUCCAAGGCUCUUACUCCCUGGUACAGCCUGAUGGCGUCCACCGUAUUGUGGAAUACACCUCUGACCACGAGCAUGGCUUCAACGCUGUUGUGCGUUACGAGGGUCAACCUAUUGAAGCUCCCGUCAAGGUCGCCUACGCUGCACCUGUCGCCAAGGUCGCUUAUGCCGCUCCAGUCACCAAGAUCGCCUAUGCUCAGGCCCCAGUUACCAAGUACGCUUACGCACCUGCUCAAGUCAACUACGCAACAGCCCCUGUAACCAGGGUAGCAUAUGCCCAAGCUCCGGUUAAUUACGCUGCCGCGCCCGCAAAGUUUGCCUACUCUGCACCCGUUGGCCAGGUCUCCUUCUCAUCCCCAGCCUACUCUUACAAUCACUAA
This is a messenger RNA of Parnassius mnemosyne (clouded apollo), 678 nucleotides long. NCBI's taxonomy places the organism in Eukaryota, Metazoa, Arthropoda, Insecta, Lepidoptera, Papilionidae. The record is from the annotation of a GenBank genome assembly.